Drosophila serrata is the source of this 1601-nucleotide messenger RNA. RefSeq lists its product as uncharacterized. Gene Ontology annotation, molecular function: protein binding. NCBI's taxonomy places the organism in Eukaryota, Metazoa, Arthropoda, Insecta, Diptera, Drosophilidae. The record is from RefSeq and is a predicted model, not a curated record.
CAUUUCAAGGAAGAGAGAGAGAGAGUGGAAAACGCUUUCGCCGUUUGGACAACAAACAACAGAGAGCCAGCAUUCGAAGGAUUUAAAAAAAUAUAAAUAAUUGCAUUAGCAUCGUUCUGAAAAUGAGGAAAUAGAUCUUUAGAUACGUUUUCACUUCAACAUGCUUAAGGGUGGUCUAUUGGUUGCCAUGGCUACUGGAAGUGAAGAGCCGAAACGCAAACAAAGUGGCAUUCACUGGAAAUCUCUUAAAACAUGGACGUGCUAUCGCAUUACAACUCGCCGGUGGUCGAAUUUCCGGCUACUCAGCCGCUGGAGAGGCAAUAUGCUCUGGUCGACAACUGCACCGGCACUGAUCCGUCGCCUCCUAGUCGGGACACCGCCACCGGAACGCAGGAGAAGCUGGAUAUGGCCACUCAAACGGAGCAAAGACUGUCAGUCAGCAGCAAAGAUGUUGAGUACGAUGAAAGAGCCCUGGCCAAGUGGCUGCGUCAGAUAUGCCCCAUCGUGGAGAGGGAACUUAUGAAUCCUACACCGCUAAUGGAGGAUCUAACGAUGAGCCAGUGCCGGUUGGAGGAGGAACUGCAAGUGUUCACCUACCAAAAGCUGGCCAUGGGCGGAGCAGAAAACUCACAGGGCCUGGCCAUCUGGCUGAGCGUGCACACCAACAAUGCUCCUGUCCUGGUGGCCACAACCGUGGCUCCUCACGACGACUGGUGUGAGCAUGUGGAUCAGCAGCUGAAGCUCUUCGUUCCACAAAGGAUGUCCCUUGGAAGCUAUGUGUUCUUUAGCGAAGCCAAAAGUGUAUCGCUGAAGUCUUGCCUGCAAAGUCUUUGCACGAAUCCCUUCAACAAGAAUAUGUUUGCCGGCUCCACGAUGGAUGGCGAGCUGUUCGUCUGGCUGUAUGUACAGGCUAGAGGCUCUGGCGGUGAUGGCAGCGUGGACAUUAAGCAGCUUCACAGUGUGUCCUCUGCCCAAGGAGCGGCUGUGGCGUUGGACUGGCCCCGGGAACAUUUACUGAUGGCCUGCUAUGCCAACGGAAGUGUUCGCCGCUGGGACUUGAGUAGGCAGAUGUCUUUGGACUGGGAGUACUCCUUGCCAGCCACGGUUACCUCGGAGCCUACAGCCAUGGUGGCUUUGGGGAUUGACGACUUUGUGCUGGGCACUAACGAUGGAGGGAUCUAUCGGUGUUGGGGCACUGGGCGCCAAAUCCAACUUUUGGCUCUUAGGCAGCAUCGGUUUAUGGUUUCAACACUCCUUCGCAUCGAGAUGGGGGGUAACCAGUUCGUCCUCAGCUGCGAUCUCAGCGGCCAGGCCUUCUAUCAUGACCUGCGACUCACAGAUGAGGAUAUGUCACAGGUAAUAGUGCAGAUUCCCUUGCCUUUCAAGAACGUCAUCGCAUGCAGCCGGGAUGGCAACAUCAUAUACUGUCCUGCCAGCGAUGGAGCCCUCGAGUACUACAGGGUGAGCGAUGGUGCCCAGGCACAUGUCACGGGAGCAUUGCGCGGAAAGGGAAGCAUCAUCCGGAGUAGUGAUAAUGGAUGCUGGCUAAUCACAGGCCUGUACGGCGACGAGUUCCAAAUCUUCUACGUGGAACGUUAAGG